GAACAAAGGCAAGAACUAAAACCCAAAUAUAGUAAUAAUAAUAGGAAAAAAAAAAAAAAGAAAACAGAGCCGAUGGCUUUUGCUUUCUCUCGCCAACGCAGAGGCAAAGAGAAACCGAAAAAAGCGUGAGUUGGGGUUUUGAUUCUCUGCUAUUCGCUUCCUUAUAAUGGCGGUGCGUCGACAUUGUUUCUCGGCUGUUCCUUUCUAGCAAAAAGAAGAAGAAACGGUGCUCUUGUUUUCUUUGUUCUUUUAGGAGGAAGAAGAAAAGAUGCAGAGGCGGAGGCGGAGAGUGGUGGUGCUGCUGAGGAAGGUCCUAAUGUGCGCCACAUGCACAAUAGCGUUGGUAGGACUGCUCUCCGGCCACGUGCACGUGUUCCCUUCUUCUAGAGUCUCCGACUUCUCUGAUCUUUACAAGCUCCCUACCUUCACUCAACAACGUGAAUUUAAUUACCAAAAGUUAAGUAGAGAGAAAAAGUGGACGCACGAGCUGGCUCCGCCCCAUUUAUCGAAAGAGCAGGCCCCGCCGCAUCUUUCCAAAGCUCCUCCUUCAUCUCACAAGUUGAAUGGUGCCAGUGGAAAUCUGGAUUUUGAAAAGUUGUGGAAGCCGCCUGCAAAUCGUGAUUUUGUGCCCUGCGUACAGCCUAGUUCUAAUUAUACAGCCCCUGAUGAGUCAAGAGGUUACCUUCUGGUUCAUACAAAUGGUGGGCUCAACCAAAUGCGAGCUGGGAUAUGCGACAUGGUAGCUGUAGCCCGCAUAAUAAAUGCCACUCUUGUAGUUCCUGAACUCGAUAAACGAUCAUUUUGGCAGGAUACUAGCAAUUUCUCUGAUGUUUUUGAUGAGGACCAUUUUAUUAAUUCUCUGGCUAAUGAUGUUAAAGUCAUAAAAAAGCUUCCCAAGGAAUUGUCUUCAGCUGCCAAAGUAGUUAAGCAUUUUAGAAGCUGGUCUGGUUUGGAGUACUACCAGGAUGAGAUAGCUACCCUGUGGGAAGAAUAUCAGAUUAUUCGAGCUGCUAAAUCUGAUUCUCGUCUAGCAAAUAACAAUCUCCCUCCAGAUAUACAGAAGCUUCGUUGUCGUGCUUGCUAUGAAGCACUUCGUUUUGCACCCCAAAUUGAAGCAAUGGGGAAAUUGUUGGUGGAACGAAUGAGGUCUUAUGGUCCUUUUAUUGCAUUGCAUUUACGGUAUGAGAAAGACAUGCUUGCCUUUAGUGGAUGCACACAUGGUUUAUCUAAUGUUGAAGCUGAAGAGCUAAAGACAAUCAGAGAAAACACUGUCUAUUGGAAAAUCAAGGACAUUGAUGCCAGGGAGCAGAGAUCCAAAGGAUAUUGCCCCUUAACCCCAAAAGAGGUCGGAAUUUUUCUCACUGCUCUUGGAUACCCGUCAAACACCCCUAUAUACAUUGCUGCUGGAGAGAUAUAUGGGGGUGAUACUCAUAUGGCUGAUCUACAGUCUCGCUAUCCCAUUUUAAUGAGUAAGGAAAAAUUGGCGUCUGUUGAGGAGCUUGAACCAUUCACCAAUCAUGCAUCUCAAAUGGCGGCACUUGAUUACAUUGUAUCUGUUGAAAGUGAUGUCUUCAUUCCAUCGUACUCUGGAAACAUGGCGAGAGCAGUUGAAGGGCAUCGUCGUUUUCUGGGACAUAGGAAAACUAUUUCUCCUGACAGGAAAGGACUCAUCCGUCUGUUUGACAAAAUUGAGAAGGGGUUAUUGAAGGAAGGCAGAAAGGUUUCCAAUCGGAUUAUUGAAAUCCACAAAAAACUGCAAGGGUCUCCAAGGAGGAGAAGAGGUCCUGUCUCAGGAACAAAGGGCAUGGAUAGGUUUCGUUCAGAAGAAGCCUUUUAUGUAAAUCCGCUGCCAGAUUGUUUGUGCAGGAGGGUAUCACAGAAUGUGAAUGCAUCUAUCAGUGUCAGAUAGAUGAGAUUCUGUAGAGCGAUUGCUUUGAUUGAAGAUCCCCUACGUUGUUGUUUAGUAGCUCCUUAUUGAAUGUUAUCCAUCAAUUGGAGAUCUUCAAGCUAGCGGUGCUACUAAAAGAAGGGGACGCGGACUGUGUAUAUCUUUAGUUUUAGGAAAUUGGUUCCAAUUCAAUACAUAGACGGGGGAGGACAAUGGGUUAGGGGCUGCAUUUUGAUACAUGUAUAGGAUGAAACCCAAGCCAGGAAAUUCACUUGCUCUUGAGAAGUCUGCUAGGUUUCUACAAUGCUAUAGGCGAUUCAUUGGGCUCGUUAUAAUUGUACGCCACUGCAUCUUCAAGAAAUAAUUGCUCUCUUCCAUCUAUUGAUAUUUCAUUUGGCAAUUGAUUAAAAUAAUAGUGAAACCAUAUUAAAGUUGCUCUUUUUAACCCUUUCAUUUUGCAACCCCUGCAUUCUGCAAGUGAGUUCUGAUGAUUUACAUUUAAUUUUAAAGUGCUGAACGCUUUAGACAUGAUGAGCUCGCCGUGGGGACUGGGGUUAAACACCGAUUGUAAUUGGUCAGUUGUUUAACCCGAAGAGUAUGUAGGAUCCAGAUCUGGGCCAAGGGUAGCCCAAGGCAGAUGCAGACUCGUUUCUAAUUUCUGUGGCUUUGGAAUAGCAAUCAGGGCCGUGAGUGGUCGGAUGCUAUAAUUCUAACGAAGUCGGCCCACGCACACAAUAAGAAUCAACCAUCAGGAAUUGAAGAUAGAGAGGAACAAGGAUAACACAAAAUCAUCGACUCUCAUGCAUGCUCCACACGUACCCUCCUCUCGGGGCCCCUUAC
Durio zibethinus is the source of this 2728-nucleotide messenger RNA. Its product is annotated as O-fucosyltransferase 7-like. NCBI's taxonomy places the organism in Eukaryota, Viridiplantae, Streptophyta, Magnoliopsida, Malvales, Malvaceae. Gene Ontology annotation, cellular component: cytoplasm. The record is from RefSeq and is a predicted model, not a curated record.